UCCAUCCAUACAAGCUACAACUUCCCUUUUUUCCCCCUCUCUCCCCUCCCAAGCUCUCUCUCCGAUCGUUGUCUUCUCUUCCUCUUUGUCUGGCUUCGAUUCCAGCCCCUUAUUUAUGUUGCCUUGAUCCUCCCUCUCUUCCCCCGUCCUCUUCCCCCAAUACUCUGUUUCACACUCUGUUUCCUUCCCCCGCACCACCAUGACUGCCAGCAUGCCGCAGCUGGAUACAUCCCCGAAGCCCACUGAGGCGGCGACGACUGUCGUCCAGUCGCCGACUUCCACUUCACGUUACAGCAAGCACAUCGUUUUGACCACUUACCCCGGCCAAAGCGGGAUCGACCCCGUUCCCCUCGAAUGGGGCGCUUCCGACGCCAAAUCGCGUGGUCCGGUCAUCGUGUCUCGUAGCGCAAACCUCCUCAAGCGACGCAACGCUAUGGGCGCCCACGGCGGAAGCUACAGCAUCUACAACGCGCUGGCGAUCGCCGCAGGGGACCUGGACACGGACUUCCGCCCGGACCUCCGCAACAGCGAGCCGACGUUCAACUUCCCGUGGCAGCCGGCCUGGGCCGACAAGACCAAGAUCGUGUCCAUGGACCCCUACGGCCACGACAUCGUCAACCAGUUCAAGGACGAGCUCGGCGCCGGCUGGGAUAUCCGCCCCACGAUGGCCGUCACCCGAGCGAAUAUGAAGCUGGCGGAGAUCGGCGAGGCCGUGCGUGAGGGCAAGCUCGACGUCGACGGGUCGAUCGUCGUCGACUCUGGCGGCGAUGUUCGUGUCACCAAGGUCGCCGUCGAGCCCGUCUGGUAUCUGCCAGGGGUUGCGGAGCGGUUUGGCGUCGACGAGGGCACGCUCCGGCGCACGUUGUUCGAACACACGGGCGGCAGCUACCCCGAGCUGAUUACCCGGCCGGACCUGAAAGUGUUCCUGCCGCCAAUCGGUGGAUUGACGGUCUAUAUUUUUGGCCCGCCGGAAAGGGUCUCGGAUGAGAAUGUGCGGCUGGCGCUGCGCAUUCACGAUGAGUGCAAUGGCAGUGACGUCUUCCAGUCGGAUAUCUGCACAUGCCGCCCGUAUCUGGCGUUCGGGAUUGCGGAGGCGAUCCGGGAGGCGCAGAAUGGGGGCAGUGGUGUGGUGAUUUACUUCCGGAAGGAAGGACGUGCUCUGGGCGAGGUGAUCAAGUACCUGGUUUACAAUGCUCGCAAGCGCGGCGGCGACACGGCCGAUAAGUACUUCACCCGGACGGAGAACAUUGCCGGUGUGCGCGACAUGCGUUUCCAAGCCCUCAUGCCCGACAUCCUGCACUGGCUGGGUAUCAAAAAGAUCGACCGCAUGCUGUCCAUGUCCAACAUGAAACAUGACGCGAUCGUCGACUCAGGGAUCAAGAUCCUGGAGCGUGUGCCCAUCCCGGAAGACAUGAUCCCCAACGAUUCUCGCGUGGAGAUCGACGCCAAGAUUAAUGCGGGCUACUUUACCACCGGCAAACAGUACACGAUGGACGAGCUGGCUACCGUUCGUGGACGCGGUUGGGAGAAGUGGGAGGAUGUUACGCACUGAGUUCACAGUCGUGUCUUGUGGUCCUUCUCACCAUAUUUUUGCUUUGGCGUUUUUUUGGACUCGUGAUCAUACCAGAAUUGCAUAGCUACUAUUGUGAAGAUCGAAAUGACAUGAACAGCCGCAUUUGUCAUUGGAUUAGAUCCGAAGGAUAUCUUCCUCAUAGAUUGAAACAUGUCCCUCGCGCC
Aspergillus homomorphus CBS 101889 is the source of this 1737-nucleotide messenger RNA. RefSeq names its product putative GTP cyclohydrolase II. Gene Ontology annotation, biological process: riboflavin biosynthetic process. Gene Ontology annotation, molecular function: GTP cyclohydrolase II activity. NCBI's taxonomy places the organism in Eukaryota, Fungi, Ascomycota, Eurotiomycetes, Eurotiales, Aspergillaceae. The coding region runs from base 200 to 1552 and encodes 450 amino acids. The record is from RefSeq and is a predicted model, not a curated record. The transcript is spliced from 4 exons.